This is a messenger RNA of Notechis scutatus (mainland tiger snake), 5326 nucleotides long. The record is from RefSeq and is a predicted model, not a curated record. NCBI's taxonomy places the organism in Eukaryota, Metazoa, Chordata, Lepidosauria, Squamata, Elapidae.
GGAAACAUGGGGAAGGCGGAAGUGGGGCCUUGGCUCGGCGGCUGGAGCGUUUCGGCCGAAGGAAGGGAGGCGGCUGGGCGACCGCGCUGCUGAGCCUCCGCAUGACAUGCCCUUUUCCCGAGGCGUUCAUUCUCACGCCGCCCCCCCCUUUUUUUCCAACCACGGGGAUACCGAAGGACACUCCCCCCCACCUCCAGAAAAGCCGUUACCGGGGAAGGGCGGCCCGGCGGAACGGGUCCAGUUUACCUCGGCAGGAGCUGAUUCCGUGUCUUCGGCAGAAUCAAACUCUUGCCCGACACCCGCUUCCCCGUCCCCACCAUCCCGCUCGCGUUGUUAAGAGGUGUAGGUUGCUUUGCCAGCAGGAUUUGCCGGAGAGGAUGCAGAGGAAUCUUAACGGGUGUUAGGCAGGGCAAGUGCCAAAUUGUACAGGGGAGGGAGAGGUUUUUAUUUUAUUUUAUUUAAAGCCCGUUAGUCUCCGGUCGGCCUUGGGUGGGAGUGAAAAUCCGGUGGGUAGAGGAUAAAAUCAAAUAUAUAUUGUCUGGAAGUAUGGAAGAGCAGAACUAUCUCUAGGAUUACAGAGGUAUGCUGGAAAUUAACAUUUGGAGAAAAGAAUCUGAAGGGACGGUCAGCUAGGUUAGGGAACCUGGCCCAUUUUGUUUAAUGCUGCUGAAUGAAUAAGAAUCUCAAAAAUGAGAGUUGCUUAGUUUUCUGAAAGGCUCUGUCAGGCUUCCCCGUUGUGAAAAAUACCUUCUGACCCAGUGUUUUAUUUCUGUGGCUAUUGUUACUCAAAAUUUCUCCCCCACCCCUUUGUUACUAUGUUGUCAGAGCAAGCUCAAAAGUGGUUCCCAACUCAUGUGCAGGUCACAGUCCUUCAGGCCAAAGGUCUCAAGCCAAAGGGCAAAAGUGGCACUAAUGAUACAUACACUAUCAUACAAUUGGGAAAAGAGAAAUACUCCACUUCGGUGGCAGAGAAGACCCUUGAUCCAAUAUGGAAAGAAGAAGCUUCGUUUGAGCUGCCUGGAUUGCUGAUGGAAGGGAACUCUGAAAAAUACGUUCUCUACCUGAUAGUCAUGCACAGGUCUCUUGUUGGCCUUGAUAAGUUUCUGGGACAAGUGGCAAUUAAUCUAAAUGAUAUCUUUGAAGACAAACUGAGAAGGAAAACAGAAUGGUUUACUCUCGAGUCCAAGCAAGGAAAACGAACUAAAGACAGAGGCGAGAUAAAAGUCAACAUUCAAUUUAUGAGAAACAACAUGACAGCAAGCAUGUUUGACUUGUCAGUUAAGGACAAAACCAAAUCUCCUUUUGCUAAAUUAAAGGACAAAAUGAAGGGUCGUAAGACAGAUGGAACAUUUUUGGAUACAUCUUCAGCAAUCAUUCCAAGUACUAAUACCCCAGAAACUAACACUAUAACAUCCCUCAAUGAAUUGCAGUUAAAAUCAAAGCCAAAAAAGCCUUUUCUUUUGGGACCUCAACGACUCUCUUUGGCUCACUCAAUGUCUGAUCUAACUGGACCUCAGAUAAUUUCAGAUAAAAUUAAAUCGGAAACAAUUGGCAACUCUUACCUCUUCAGACGUCAGCUUGAGUCUGUUGGUUCUGAGGAUGAAGGUGGAAAUCUAAAGUCUCCACAGAGACGGACACUAAGUGCAGAUACCACUAAAGUGAGUCAACUGGACAACACAGGUGAUGACAGUGACUCAGCUUUUAUAGCUCAAGAUCCUUUUAUAAAUGUGAGCGCUUCAUUGCCUCAAAAGUUUGCCACGUUGCCAAGACAGAAGAAUCCAUUUGAAGAAAAUCCUUUAUCAUGGGGACACAAUGUGGGCUUAUUUUCAAAAUCAGCUGAAAUAAAAAAAGAGAAUAAGAAAGAGAAAAAGGAGAAGGUUAGUCUCUUUGAAAGAGUGACUGGAAAGAAAGAAGGCAAACGAUCAGAUAGACUUAGUAAUGGGGGAUCAGAAGGCUCCUCUGAUUUGAAAUCACCCAGUCCUUUUGCUGAAAGUCAUCAGGACAGCUUUGAUUUUGAUUCCACUAAUCCCUUUACUACAAACUUCAAGCCAAAAAAUAUGCUGCUAUCUAGUCUUAAUGUGAAUUCUGAAAACUCUGAAGAAUUUCAAAAAACAAUGGAUGGAAAUCCUUUUGAUGCUGCAUCAGGAUAUCGUAAUCUUACAUAUGAAGAGGUCUUACAGGAGUUGAUGAAACACAAAGAACAACUGAAGAAAAAAGAUACCCACAUUCGUGAACUUGAGGAUUAUAUUGACAAUCUUUUAGUACGAGUAAUGGAAGAAACUCCAAGUAUUCUACGAGUGCCAUAUGAACCUUCUCGGCGAGCUGGCAAAUUUUCAAAAACCUAAGCUAAUUCCAACACUCCUUGGUAUUAAUUAAGAGGAUGGAUUGCUUAGUCCAGUGUUUUGAUAUUGUAAAUUUCAUAUUCAUGUUUUGUCCUAAAAGCAUUUGACUCCAAAUUUAAGUUAGUAUUAGUUCUUGAAUCUGUAUAUAAACUCCAGGUUUUACAAGAUAGAUGUAAACUCCUUUUACUGCAGAACAUUCCUUUACCUUGAACAUGUACUUACAGGUAUGCUUUAUUUUCAAAAUAUUAUGGUUAGUUUGGAUAAUCGUGUACAAUAGUCAUCUAAUAUACAUACUUGAAUAUUUAUUUUGCACUUCAUUCAAACACUUUGGGAUUUUGCAGCAUGCUUCCAGAAUGAAUGUGCAUAGUCAGAAUGUGUUUUGCAGCUCUUAAUAUGAAGGAAAAUGUGAUGUACUUUAGGAAUCACUACUAAAUGAGGCAAUAAUACAUUUUUGCCCGAGGGGAUGAAGUAGAGCUUUUAUUACAUUUGUGCUCUUGAAGAAAUGUGAGCUUUUCAAAUGGCAAAUUCCAUAAUCUGUAUGGAUGGAACAGAGCUUAAUAUAUAAAGGUACAGCAUGCCAUUGGUUUAAGCACACAGAUGCAUAUUUUAAGCAAGAGAAAUAAAACAGAAGAAACUAGUGGAUAAUACCUCAUUUGUUUAGACUAUAAGAAGUAUGGGGAGAAAAGCUGACAGGAACUUUCUAAAUGUCAGCCAACGUAUACAUGUGUGUUUAGGGGUUUGCCUGUAUACACAUAUGCAUCAUUUGGAUUCUGCAAUAUUUGAGACGAGAUUGAGAUUAACUUGCUUGUUUUCUCCAAUAUAGGAAAUUAUUUUUUAAAAUUGAUUGCAAUUAUUUCAGUACUGUAUUCUGUGUCAGAGUCAAAUAUUGUCCUCUAUUAAAGAGUGAUGGACAUAGUGACUCAGCAUGUCUCUGACUAAAUAAAUUUAUGUGCAUUGCUGUGCAACUAUUUCAUAGUGGUAAAUGCAAUUCUAAUGGAAAAUAUUGCCAUACAGAAAAUAUUGUUUACUAUAUUGUAAUCCUUUAUUUUAUAAAAAUUCAGGCAGAACGAUUGCUAGUAUGAAGUGCAAAUAGGCUUAGACAUAAGGAGGAUGCAGUGUUGCGAAGAAUGAAAUGAUGUUUUUCUUCAAUUUUCUUCUUGAUUGUGUAAUGCACAUUUUUUCAUGGACAAACAUAUAAGCAUUUCUAUGGAGAAAAAUGGAAAAUAUUUUUCCUUUUUCAGAGUAAUAAUAAGUUUAAUUCAGAAAGUUUUGUUUUUGAUUAUGUAUUACUGAUUAAAACCCUUUUGUAACUAAAAUAGCUUAAUGUAUUAUCAGAAAGAGCAACAAUUCCUUGUAUUUUUAAAUUUUCUUAACCACAUUAAGCAGCAUAUUGUGCCAUGAACAGAGAUCUCAUUUGGAUUUGAAUUAUUAGACUUUGGUUUAUUUUGGGAGAUAGUUUGCAUACAUUUUUCCUCUAUAAUUCAAAUAAAGUACAAAUUCUAAGCUAUGCUAGCAUACAUUUCUAUGUUAAUAUUAACUUGUGCAUUUAAAAUAAGUGUUUAUUUUCAUAGUUUCUAUAGAAUAUAUUUUAAAAAUCAGUUGGUGGUUGAAAGGUUUCAGAUGUUGCAUAGUAACACAUUUAAUGACUUUCACUUACAUUAUUUAAAUUCUUGGGCCAUUGACAUUUAAUCUGAGAUUCCAUUAUAUUAAAUUAUUAAGUUCUCUCUACAUGUGUUUUUCAAAUAUACCAGAUGAAUGUAAACCACUUUAUAUGUUGGAAUUUUUAAUAUUUAAUUUUUAAAAACUUUUUAAGUUUUCAAAUUAACUUGGUUAAUCUUAAUAGGAAAUAUUAACAGGCUGGAGUGUAAAGUGUUUCUUAGAAUUAAAUAAAGUUAAGCUUUAUGAAGGGUUUUGUUUUUUGUUUUGCUUAAAUUCUCUACUUUUAAUUCCUGCUUGAUACAAAAGUGAGUUAAAGGAUGCUUUAAAUUUACAAUAGUUAAUUAUAAAAAUCACAAAAGGCAGCUAUGUUAAAAGACAUCAUAAAUAUAUUAAAUGCAAUGUAUAUAAAUAGCAAUUCUUUAUAAUUUAUAUAUUAAAUUUAUUAAUAUAAUUUAAAUACUGCUUUGUGAUCAACUUCUUAAAUAUCAAUUUCUUUAGGUAUAUAAUAACUGAAACUUCAAAAGAGGUACAAAAUUUCCUUUUAUAAAUCUUUUACAGAAGCAAGCACAAAGUACCAGCUAUAAUAUAAAUUAGCAGGGACCGCCUUUGAAAGCAUAAUUGUUGCGUCUACGUCUCUUUAAUGAUAUAGAGGGCAAUUUUGCUUUAAAUAUGAUGUUGGUGAAAUCACAGCCAGUAUUAAUGUGUUUUCAGAGCUUAUUAUUCCCUGCAAAGCAUAUAAUUCAUUAAUUUAUUUAAAAUAGAAUGCUGCUUUCAAUAAUAUUCCACACAAAAUAAAUUCUGAAGCAUUGUUUAAAAUCAAAUUACAUCUAUUGAAAUUACCUGAUGGUAAUAUUGGGAAAGCAUAUACUGUAUUUCACACAUUCUUGUGAUACCUUGCAUGAACAGUAAUUUCAGCUUAAUUACCAUUUUUCAUUGAAUAUAGAAUUAUCCAUAGAUUAUAGUUGGCUAAUCUAUUGUUGACCUUAAAUCUAGGGUUAUUUGUAAUGGUCCAGCUAUGAAAACAUUACCUGUAUUUUGUAGGCUUUUCAAUUGGAAUAAUAAUCUCUGUUAAGCAUUUUAAUGACUUCUUCCGUUCUGCCUUCAUUAAAACUUUUGCUCAGAUUCUUAAAAGAGAUCAAAUGUAUAUCUUAAAGUUAUUGCUGCACUGAAUAUUAUUAACAAUGUAAAAUGGCUAUCUAUCCAAAGGCCUGUGCACAAGUGGUGCAUUUAUAGAGUGUUAGGAAUGCAAAUAUAUGUAUUUGAAAACGUGUUUUAAAUAUGUUAAUUUCCUCCUGAUUUCAAAGCAAUGAAAAAAGGCCACAGCA